Molecule: messenger RNA, 3421 nt
Organism: Monopterus albus (swamp eel)
Lineage: Eukaryota; Metazoa; Chordata; Actinopteri; Synbranchiformes; Synbranchidae
Product: vacuole membrane protein 1-like
Exons: 7
Source: RefSeq, a predicted model, not a curated record
AUGGAAGACCACCAGAGCGAAGGCAGCAGUACAGAAUCCAUCCAGGAGUUUGCAUUCUUUGGGAUUUGAAAUUGUGCUUCUAUACCAAGUCCCUUGUUUGACUUGGCAGAAAACGCAUGUGAACAUUUUCCAGUUCCGCUCUGGGCAUCUUUUGGUGCAACACUCACUGGGAAAGCAGUUAUCAAAAUGUACAUUCUGAAACUGUUUGUGAUUCUCACCUUCAGCACACACACUGUGGAACAGAUGGUCUCCCUCAAUAGAGCUGUUCCACUGCUGGGUGCGGCACUGCAGAAGCCCUUCAGGGAGUACUUGGAGGCCCAGGAGGCCAAGCUGCACCAUGGCGCCGGAGAGGGGAUCCCAACUGGUGAGAAAUGGCUGUCGUGGCUCUUUGAGAAGGUUGUGGUCAUGAUGGUAUGCUUCUUUGUCUGCUCCAUUGUCAACGCCAUGGCCCCGAGCUAUGCCAAGCACAAGCAGCAGGAGAAGCACUCUCAGGGCAAGAUGGAGUGAAGGCCAGCUAGUGAUCACAGAGAACCAUCAACCUCUUCCCACCACUCCUUUUCUCAUGCUGCUCUCCCGCCUGGCUGAUACCUCACUAUUAUCCAAAGCAAAAUAUCAGCCUCCAUCUGGUUUCUCUCUUGUUAUUGUAGCAACAUGUUGAUGUUAAACUUUGGACUUCUAUUUACUUGCUUUUUAAGUAAGGCUUUACAUUUGGCAGUGAUUUCCACGAUUGCUCUCUGUAAGGUAUAUGCUUAUUGGGUUGCGUGUGACUCUGUCUAAGAUGUUGUGUUGUUAAAGUGUCCCAUUUGGUGCUUAUAGCAGCUCCUGAGCAUGUGAGAAGCUGCUGGCGAUAAUUCACCUAAGUGAGGGUUUAGCUGUGCUGUUUGUUCCACUGAAAGAACCUUCACAGUCUUAUAUCUGCAUACAGUCACUUGAAUUCAUUUAUUUGAAUAAGCUCAGAUUGUUAGCUUUGAUUAUGUGGUGAGUGAUCUGUGAAACCAGCACAAAGCUAUUUGUUUAUUAUAUAUAUUUGCUAGUUCAUUACUGAGCUAUUCUGUGUAUAUUACUGUUAAGAGUUGUUGUGCAGUAUUGGUUGUGGUUAGAUAAGACUAUGAAGUGACUAUCAACAGCUGUGUCCUCCUCAUUUCUACAUAUUGUAGAGCACAUAGGUCAGUUGUAGAAGAGAUGAUAAUGGAUAUUUCUGACUGUUCGUGGUGCGGUAGGUGACCACUUCUGUGUAUGCAGUAAAGCUCAUGUUGGCACUUUGGGAUGAAAAUGAUAAAUCGCCACUGAAUCACCCUGCUGGUCCCUUUGUCUGCUCUUAUUAUUGUGCUUCCAGGAAGAGAGCACAUGAGUGUGCCUGGGGAUACUUUACCAGAUGCAGCCAUAUAUUGAAUCAGACGGUGUGAGCCACAGAUUGUAGGUCGUUUCCUGGCUGCCACACAUUUGUUGCUCUCUUUUCGUGGAUUAAAGCAGAUUGGGCUUCACUAUUAGACUAGUAGUCUGCCUGGAGACGCCUGUAUCGUUGUAAGCAUUUCUCUUUGUCUUCACGUGUUUUCAUGGCUUCUUAAACCCCGUGAUGAGGACAGAAAGCUCGUGUUUGACAUGACACUGGGAGCUCCCGGCGCUUUUUGUUUUUGCUCGCCGAAUAACGUCAGCUGGCUCUCCAUGUAUGCAAUACCUUUUCCCCACAAUUGCCAGUAAAAUGUGCUAUUUUCUUCUCCCUGUCUGUGCCGCUGCUGUGCUACGCUGGACUGAGCGCAGUGGGCAGUGAGCAGGAGCAGAAGGGGGAGGCAGAAGGGGGAGGGCGACCAGCGAAAGGCGUCUGUGCCUUUACCUCAGCUGAACCUUCCAAUGAACUCGUUGCACUGCUCCAGUCACGGAGCCAGGAGACGAAUCACUCGAGUAGAUUCAAAACAGAGGGGUACUGUUCAGCCACUUUAACCCAGAGCUCUGCACCAGCUCUGCUCGGAACAUUCACAUCUCCCCUUUUCUCCUGUCACGGUGAGUAGGCUUAGGAUUUCUUUUUUUCAUUGUUGUCGUUUCUGUACAUGCGUACGUCUCAGGCAUGUCCGUCACUCUCGGCCUGUCACAUAGCUUAUCAGACUGGUGUUGGCUGUUAGAUUGCAAGGCGACAACAGUCUGUAGGCUGUCUGACAUUUCGGGCUCUUUCAUCUGACAACACACUGUUUUGUCUUCUCUCUGUUAAUCACAUUGUCUCAGCUUCAGUUCCCAUUUUGAGGUGUGUGUGCUGCGAUGUCACUUCCCUUUAUCCCAACCGCCUAUGAAACGUCGGAGACAUUGCUGUACUGUGUAUUUCCUCUGCUGACGUCUGUCAGGGGUUUUAUGUGGGGAACUGUGUUUUCAUAUGUUUGCAAAAGCAGAUGUAGUGAUAUCAAUAACGUGGGAUACUUCUGUAUAUAUAUAUGUGUGUGUGUGUGUGUGUGUGUGUGUGUGGCGGGGGGUUGUUGUCUUGAUUUUCCAGAGAAUCCAGAGAGCACACACCUUAUUGCAACACAUCACAUUGUGACACAGCACACACAGUACUCACCCAGCUCUCCUUCCUUUUUACACUUCCUUUUUUUAAACAGAGAACUUUCUUCUGUUGCUCAAUACACACUUUUUGUAGGGCAGUGCAUUAUAUUGGAGCAACUCUCUUUUUGGGGGGGUGGGCACAAAGAGCUAAUUAUAAAAAGCUGAAAAUCGUUACUUGACCAGUAGUUGAUUUAAUUCUUGCUGCAAAGCCUCAGAUUUAUUUGAGAUCAUUUUUCCUCAAAUAGAGAAAAAGGUUAAACCCUUUUCCUGAUCAUAAAUGCAAAAAUCACUGGAUAACACUAGAAUGGCUCACUGGCCUGGAGAGUGUUUUUCUUGGCAGUUUCAGGAUGUCCUGUUCCAUUAGGGAGCCCCCUUUUGGCAUGCAUGUCUGAAUGUAUGUGUGUGAGUGUGUGUGUGUGCACAUUUCUCUAGAAAUUCUGUUUAUAUUUCUAUGUGUAAGUGUUUGUAUUUCUUGUUUAAUAUGAGUCUGUACUUGUUUUUUCUGCUUUAACUAUAAAUAAAGUUUGUUAAAAAGAGGAUUGGUGUUCUGAUGAUUAUGUGAUAAGUCUUGACCACACUGGGCCGGUGUUGACCCACAGGCCUCAGAAGAAUCUCGCAUGUCAGCUGAGGUGGAGGGACAAGGAGGCUGAGUCCAUCACAACUCCGAUUUCCCUGUCUAGUGUUUCACAUCCAAACCAUUAUCACAUUACUGAUUUGCUCUCUGCAUACCGACACCAGCUCCAUUUCAGAUUCCCAGUUAAGCAUUUGCUGUUAGUGGAGAAUUAAAGCUACACUUAUGAUCUUGUAGCAAAUGUUUUCUUGCAGAUUUAUUCUACCUUUUGAAAAAAGCUUCUUAUACAAACUCUUUAUGAUCUAAAUGUGGGUAACU